Penicillium diatomitis is the source of this 1488-nucleotide messenger RNA. RefSeq names its product purple acid phosphatase family protein. The transcript is spliced from 2 exons. The record is from RefSeq and is a predicted model, not a curated record. NCBI's taxonomy places the organism in Eukaryota, Fungi, Ascomycota, Eurotiomycetes, Eurotiales, Aspergillaceae. Bases 1 to 1488 code for a protein of 495 amino acids. Gene Ontology annotation, molecular function: metal ion binding; acid phosphatase activity.
AUGGUUGCGGGAUCACUGUCAUUUGUCAAGGCUUUGCCUCUGCUGGCGACCUCUGUCUUUGCGUCGACUUAUCCUCCUAUUCCCAGUGAUCUAACGACGCCUUACCAGCAGCGCCUCGCUAUCUACGGUCCCAAUGCUGUGUCCGUGGGAUGGAAUACCUACGAACAAAUGAGCCAAAGCUGUGUCGACUUUGGUACUUCUCCCACCAGCCUGACCUCGCGGGCCUGCACGGAGGGCUCUAGCACGUACGCCACAUCUCGUACAUGGUCCAACUAUGCUAUCUUGACCGGGUUGAAACCGGCGACGACCUACUACUACAAAAUUGUAUCGACCAACUCGACUGUGGACCACUUCCUCAGCCCCCGUACACCCGGCGACAAGACGGCCUUCAGCAUGGACGUGGUGAUCGAUCUGGGCGUGUACGGCAGCAACGGAUACACGGCAAACAAGCGCGACACAGUUCCUGUCGUCGAGCCCAAUCUGAACCAUGCGACCAUUGGCGCUCUUGCACGGACCGUCAAUGAUUACGAGAUCGUAAUUCACCCCGGCGACUUUGGCUACGCCGACGACUGGUACUUGAAGAUCGGCAACCUCUUCGACGGCAAGCAAGCCUACCAGGCCAUCUUGGAGCAAUUCUACGAGCAGCUCGCGCCCAUUGCGGGUCGUAAGCUGUACAUGGCUAGCCCCGGUAACCACGAGGCUGACUGCUCCGAGAUUCCGUACCUGCUGGAUCUGUGUCCCGAGGGCCAGAAGAACUUCACCGACUUCAUGCACCGAUUCGAAAACACCAUGCCAUCGCCCUUUGCGUCCUUGUCUUCCAACACCACGGCCCAGACGCUGGCCGCCAAGGCCAAGAGUCUGGCGAACCCUCCCUUCUGGUACUCGUUCGAAUACGGCAUGGCGCACGUUGUCAUGAUCAACACCGAGACGGACUUUGACGGCGCCCCCGACGGUCCCUCCGGCUCGGCCAAGUUGAACAGCGGUCCCUUUGGCAAGCCCAACCAGCAAAUCGACUUCCUCAAGGCGGACCUGGCCAGCGUCGACCGCAGCGUCACUCCCUGGGUGAUCGUCGCCGGUCAUCGACCCUGGUACACCACUGGUUCCGGCAGCGCGUGUGACUCGUGCCAGGAAGCAUUUGAAGAUCUCUUCUACCAAUACGGGGUCGACCUCGGAGUCUUCGGACACGUGCACAACUCGCAGCGAUUUGCUCCCGUGUACAAGGGCACCGCCGAUCCCAACGGCAUGAAGGAUCCCAAAGCCCCCAUGUACAUCGUCGCCGGUGGUGCAGGUAACAUCGAGGGACUGUCUGCAAUCGGGACCCAGCCUUCUUACACCGAGUUUGCCUAUGCGGACGACUGGAGCUAUGCCACUGUGCGCUUCAACGAUGCGAAUCACCUGCAGGUGGACUUUUUCCAGUCCUCGACCGGGACCCUUUUGGACUCGAGCGUUCUGUACAAGAGCCACGCCAAUCGUUUCGUCAGCCAGUAA